Molecule: messenger RNA, 1530 nt
Organism: Ramularia collo-cygni
Lineage: Eukaryota; Fungi; Ascomycota; Dothideomycetes; Mycosphaerellales; Mycosphaerellaceae
Exons: 7
Coding region: 1-1530 (509 amino acids)
Molecular function (GO): monooxygenase activity; iron ion binding; oxidoreductase activity, acting on paired donors, with incorporation or reduction of molecular oxygen
Source: RefSeq, a predicted model, not a curated record
AUGGCACUUUCAAGUCUGGCGUCGGAUACACUGGCUGUGCCCGUUGCUUUCACCGCCCUGGCGAUUAUAACAACCUUGAUUCUCUACGCCUUUUGGAAGCCAGCAUUACCUUCCAACGCACCAAAGCUCACCGAAGAUGCCAUUCCACUCAUCGGAUCGCGCAGAUUCUUCACCAAUCGCUGGGAUUUCGUCCGAGAUUCCCUAGCGAAAUCUUCGACUGGCAGCUUUUCCUUCUGGGCGGGCAAAUGGCCUGUGAUUGCCAUUAGUGGAACUGCGAGUCGGAAACUGUUCUUUGAUUCUAGGCAGUUGAAUUUCCAGGAUGGUUAUGCUGCUCUCUUCUCCGGUGCUCCGGAAGUGAAGGAGAAUGUUUUGGCGGAGAAGCAUGGUGCUGAUGCUGAUUUCAAUGAUUAUCUCACCAAAAGACUGGUGGCAUUACUCAAAGGACCGAUGUUGAAAAAAGGCCUACCUCAGAUCCUCCAAGACGCCCGCACAAAUCUUGACACUUUGCUCGAUUCCGACAGUACGGAUCCUUUCAAGUCGAUUUACAAGACCAUUUUCGCCUUCACCAUGAGGACAGUCGCGUGUAAUGAGAUUGCAGAUGAUCCAGAAUUGCUGGCGAAAUGUCUCUAUUAUUUCGAGUCGAUUCAGCAAUCCAUCACGCCGGUUACUGUCAUGUACCCAUGGGUCCCUACUAUUGGUAAAGCGGUCACCACGUAUCAGGGCGRGAAACUUUAUAUGAUCAUCAAGAAAAUUGUAGAUGAUAGGAAGAAGACGGGUCGUAGAGAAGACGAUGCGCUGCAGUUCUUGUUGGAUCAGAAUGAUACACUUCUUGACAUCAUCUCGUUCGUACUGGGAUCCCUCUUUGCAGGCCAAAUCAACAGCGGCAUCAACACUGCAUACAUUCUAUGCUAUCUCGCUACAGAUGAUGACUGGAUGAGCCGCAUUUGGGAAGAAGUCAACACCAUCGCAGACAAAUACCACUCGGAUAAAUCGAUACCCCUAWAGGAGCGACUUAUGAGCUUACCACUCGAGGCCUGGGAUUUUGAAUUCCCUCUCAUCGAUCUAUGUCUCCGUGAAGUCAUUCGACUACAACUCUCAGGCACAUCCUUCCGUAAAAACAACGGACCGGAUAUUCCCAUUGAUGAUGGCAAGGAAGUCAUACCCACAGGCACUUACGUCCUCUACUCCACAGUAGAUGUGCACUACAACCMCUCAAUCUACAGCAACAUUCGAGACUUCGACCCAGCACGAUACCUCCCCGAUCGGGCUGAAGACAAGAAAGUACCACAUGCUUUCGUCGGCUGGGGUGCCGGUCGCCAUCCAUGCCCAGGAAUGCGCUUCGCAAAACUCGAAACCACAGUCAUCGUCGCCUUCUUCCUGGCUUAUUUCGAGGAAAUCAAACUCACAGACGCAAAAGGAAAUCCACAAUCUCGAGUCCCCGAUUGCGACCUCAAUAACCACUCGAGUGAGAAACCCACCAAGCCCAUUYUCCUUAAAUAUAAGACGAGAAAAGAAUCUGCUGCGGUUUGA